UACUGUAUUCUAAGCCCAGCUUCGGAGGCUUUCCGCGCGUGACUGUCAAACUUGUAAAAAAGUUGACGAUUUCGAUCCCUCAUCUACUUCGCUCCAACGAUCCACGAUGGCAGAAAUGCCCUCUGCCGCGCGCGUCCAGACUCUCCUUUCCAACCUGUCGUCGGUCACAAACCGCAUCGCCUCAUUAUCCACGCAGCACCCCGUCCGUCUGAUCCUGGUCUCGAAGCUCAAGCCCGCAUCCGACGUCCUCGCCCUCCACAGUUCAGAUGCCAGACCUUCUCAUUUUGGCGAGAACUACGUGCAGGAACUCCUCGAGAAGGCCGAGCUGCUACCUCGAAGCAUAAAAUGGCAUUUCAUCGGCGGGCUGCAGAGCAACAAGUGCAAGAUUCUCGCCGAGCGCGUGCCGAACCUGUGGUGCGUGAGCAGCGUGGACAGUGUGAAGAAGGCGAACGAGCUGGAGAAGGGCAGGAAAGCUCUGAUGGAGAAGGACGAAAGCGCAGACAGGCUGCGCGUUAUGGUGCAGGUCAACACUUCCGGCGAAGAGUCAAAGUCGGGGGUCGAGCCAAAGGAGGCUCUGGGACUUUGUAGACACAUUAGAGACUCCUGUCCGCAUCUCAAACUAAGCGGACUGAUGACGAUAGGGGCUAUUGCGCGGAGCCAGGAGACGACUGUCGAGAAUGAGAACGAAGAUUUCGAGGUCUUGCGAGCUGUCAGAGACGAAGUCGCGAAGGGCUUAGGCAUUGACCCCUCUGAGCUGGAACUGAGCAUGGGAAUGAGUUCUGACUAUGAGGGUGCGAUCAAACAGGGGAGCAAUGAGGUUAGAAUAGGUAGCUCCAUCUUCGGAGAGCGUCCGCCAAAGAAUGAGGCCAAGGUCACUGGCGAGGCAGGCUGAAAUACUAUAGAUUCUUGCAACGUCCAAGACCGUAGACUUUAAUAUUAUGUUACCGCAAGGAAAACUAUGCACAAGAGCAAU
Verruconis gallopava is the source of this 973-nucleotide messenger RNA. RefSeq names its product YggS family pyridoxal phosphate enzyme. Gene Ontology annotation, molecular function: pyridoxal phosphate binding. NCBI's taxonomy places the organism in Eukaryota, Fungi, Ascomycota, Dothideomycetes, Venturiales, Sympoventuriaceae. The record is from RefSeq and is a predicted model, not a curated record. The transcript has a single exon. Bases 107 to 892 code for a protein of 261 amino acids. Gene Ontology annotation, cellular component: intracellular anatomical structure.